AUGUACCAGCACAUCCAAGAUCACAUGAAUUGUGAAGAUAUUGCCAUGAGUUUGCUUAUUUCCAAUCUCACACAUGCAAAAUAUCCCAUUGCCGUCGACGAGUGGGGGUUCACAUCGCGACUGCAGCUCGCUCUCAAAACGGGAUAUGAAGGAAUCAAGGCCGGAAAGAAUCAUAUGCCACAUCGAUCCAACUGUGUCGAUUGGUUCGCCACGGAUUUGCAGCUCAAGGACAAGUUUGAUGGCUAUUCCACCUUUCGAGGUAUUUCCACGUUUAAUACAUCCAACGUUCUUGCACCAGCGCCAACUCCAGGAUUGCAACAGAUCUUGGCCAAUCCACGUUUUCAUGCUUUGGAGGAGAAGCGAAGAGAAUGGUUGCAACUAGACGGGAGAGAAUUUGGCCGAGUAGUGACAGGGAUACGGCGGUCCUUGGACCAGUACGCCAAGAGUCGCAAUCUGUCAUCCGAGGGGCACGGAUGA
Molecule: messenger RNA, 477 nt
Organism: Seminavis robusta
Lineage: Eukaryota; Bacillariophyta; Bacillariophyceae; Naviculales; Naviculaceae
Source: the annotation of a GenBank genome assembly